Odocoileus virginianus texanus is the source of this 4546-nucleotide messenger RNA. NCBI's taxonomy places the organism in Eukaryota, Metazoa, Chordata, Mammalia, Artiodactyla, Cervidae. The record is from RefSeq and is a predicted model, not a curated record.
AUGAAAGUGAACUUCACUAGAAACUAUGAUUGCAGUGAGAAUCUGUUUCAUUGUCACACAGGCAAGUGCCUUAAUUAUAGCCUGGUGUGUGAUGGAUAUGAUGACUGUGGAGAUCUGAGUGAUGAACAAAACUGUGACUGCAACCCCACAGAGGAGCAUCGCUGUGGAGACGGGCGCUGCAUCGCCAUCGAGUGGGUGUGUGACGGGGACCACGACUGCGCGGAUAAAUCCGACGAAGUCAACUGCUCGUGUCACAGCCAGGGUCUGGUAGAAUGCAGAAAUGGACAGUGCAUCCCCAGCACUUUCCAGUGUGAUGGAGACGAGGACUGCAAGGACGGAAGUGAUGAGGAGAGUUGUAGUGAUGGUCAGACUCUAUGUCAAGAAGGAGACCAAACAUGCCUCUACAGUUCCUGCCUUGAUUCAUGUGGUGGUAACUCUCUUUGUGACGCCAGCAACAGUCUGAAUAAUUGUAGUCAGUGUGAACCAAUUACGUUGGAACUCUGCUUGAAUUUGCCCUACAACCGUACAAAUUUUCCGAAUUACCUUGGCCACAGGACUCAAAAGGAAGCAUCCAUCAGCUGGGAGUCUUCUCUUUUCCCUGCACUUGUUCAAACCAACUGUUACAAAUACCUCAUGUUCUUUGCUUGCACCAUCUUGGUACCAAAAUGUGACGAGGAUGCACACCAGCGUAUCCCCCCUUGCAGAGCUCUCUGUGAGCAUUCCAAAGAACGCUGUGAGUCUGUUCUUGGGAUUGUGGGUCUACAGUGGCCAGAAGACACAGAUUGCAAUCAAUUUCCAGAGGAAAAUGCAGACAAUCAAACCUGCCUAAUGCCUGAUGAUGAAGUUGAAGAAUGCUCACCUAGUCACUUCAAGUGCAGCUCAGGACGCUGUGUUCUGGCUUCCAGAAGGUGUGAUGGCCAGGCUGACUGUGACGAUGAUAGUGAUGAAGAAAACUGUGGAUGUAAGGAGAGAGAUCUUUGGGAAUGUCCAUCCAGCAAACAGUGUUUGAAGCACACAGUCAUCUGUGAUGGGUUUCCAGACUGCCCUGAUAACAUGGAUGAAAAAAACUGCUCAUCUUGCCAAGCUGAUGAGCUAGAAUGUGCCAACCACGAGUGUGUGUCCCGUGACCGGUGGUGUGACGGCGAAGCCGACUGCGUAGACAGUUCCGAUGAGUGGGACUGCGUGACCCUCUCUGCAAACGCGAACUCCUCCUCCUUCCUGAUGGCUCACAGAUCUGCCGUGGAACGCCACGUGUGUGCAGAUGGCUGGCAGGAGGCCCUGAGUCAGCUGGCCUGCAAGCAGAUGGGUUUAGGGGAACCAUCUGUGACCAAACUGAUAGGGGAACAGGAGCAAGACCAACAGUGGCUUACAUUACACUCCAACUGGGAGAGCCUUAAUGCAACAACUUUGCAUGAACUACUGGUAAAAGGGCAGCCCUGUUACAGCAGAAGUAAGAUUUCUCUUCUGUGUACUGAACAAGACUGUGGGCGCCGCCCUGCUGCCCGGAUGAACAAGAGGAUUCUGGGGGGUCGGACUAGUCGCCCGGGAAGGUGGCCCUGGCAGUGUUCCCUGCAGAGUGAACCCAGCGGGCACAUUUGCGGUUGUGUCCUCAUUGCCAAGAAGUGGGUUCUGACGGUCGCCCACUGCUUCGAGGGGAGAGAGAAUGCUGCCGUUUGGAAAGUGGUGUUUGGCAUCAAUAACCUAGACCACCCAUCAACGUUCAUGCAGAUGCGCCUUGUGAAAACCAUCAUCCUGCAUCCUCGCUACAGUCGAGCGGUGGUGGACUAUGACAUCAGCAUAGUGGAGCUAAGCCAAGACAUCAAUGAAACAAGCUACGUCCGACCCGUCUGCUUACCCAGCCCGGAUCAGUCCUUAGAACCUGAUACUUACUGCUAUAUCACAGGCUGGGGACACAUGGGCAACAAAAUGCCUUUUAAGCUGCAAGAGGGGGAAGUACGCAUAAUUUCUCUGGAGCAGUGUCAGUCCCACUUUGACAUGAAGACCAUCACCAGCCGGGUGAUCUGUGCUGGCUAUGAGUCUGGCACAGUGGACGCAUGCAUGGGUGACAGUGGUGGGCCUCUAGUUUGUGAGAAGCCGGGAGGACAGUGGACAUUAUUUGGCUUAACUUCAUGGGGCUCCGUCUGCUUUUCCAAAGUCCUGGGGCCUGGAGUUUACAGCAACGUGACAUACUUUGUCAAAUGGAUUGAAAGACAAAUAUACAUCCAUACCUUUCUCCUAAACUAAUUCCAAAGAUGAUCAGAGACUUUUGCCAGCAACCUUCAAAGAAAAUGGCCUUUUCGACAGUGGCAGACGCCCUGCAGAGAGCUGUACAGAAGCACGUCUCACAGGCAGGGACGCUCCGCAGUCACUGCAUGGGUUCAUGUUUGUCUCAGUCGCAUUUUAUACAGCUUUUUUUUUUCCAGUUCUGUUUUUCUCUUAUUUCAAGUUGAAUGAAAGUCUUUUAAAAACCAAAGCAAAAUAGAGCUCGUUCUUUGGCCAGGCAGGCCUAACCUCAACUGUAAAGUGAAAUGAAUGGUCAACGUGGGAAAGAGAAGAGUGUAGGCACCAGGGUAACAGGUUGGAGAAAGUCCCCUCUUGUCCAGUCACAAAAGGACAUGGAGGUCCAGGCUAAUGAAUCUUUGCCAGAAAAAUGAAAAUUUCUCCAGCACAAGAGCAUAGUGGCAAAUUUCAGUAACAACAUCAGAGGCUUGCUUUUGAUUUAUGAAAAACCAAGAUAAUUUACAUGCUUAAGUUAUUCAUUAUUAUUCUAAAGUCUGCAUAAUUCUGAGAACUUAUGAAAGACAGCAUCCAUUUAGGUAGCUGAAAGAGCAAAUUUCAUUGACCACAGAGUUCUUUCCACAUCAAUAUUAGCACUUGAUAUGAAAAGACUGCCCAUUUGGAAUUUAAAUCCAGGCUGUAAUUGCAUAGGAAAGUCUCCAUAGACCCUUCCCAGAGUUGGGGUUUGUUCACUCUGUAUCAGUUAGCCAACUGAGAUUUUGGCAACUGGGAAACUAUUUGUGGGAAAAAUUUCUUUCUGUCUUUGUGACAAUGAAGUUGAGGUUAAACUUUGCUAAAGGAGGACUUGCUUUAGAGUGGAGAGAUGCAAUUUUUUAAGGAAAUUAAAUUUCUCUCACACCUAAUUAUUUUCCAGUUUUUCUCUGUUCAUCCAUACCAAUAAGGUCACAGAGAUGUAUUUCAAGGCACAGUAAAACUUUUUGCAUGAAGAAAAACAUUUUGUAAUUUUUCUUAAAAGAUAUUUAAUAGCUGGUGUUGCCAUUUCUUCCCACUGAUGAUAAUUAAAACAAAAAAUUAAAUAUGCUUUUAAGUUCUAUGUCAUGAUGCACAGGUCAGUUUAUAAAGUAAUUGGUGAUUAAAGUAUUUUUUUCUCACUAAAAACCUUCAAAACACAAAUCUUCACAUGUAUCUAAUUUAAUUUAUGGGCUUCCCUGGUAGCUCAGCAGUAAAGAAUCUUCCUGCCAAUGCAGGAGACACAGGUUCAUUCCCCAGGUUGGAAAGAUCCUCUGGAGAAUGAAAUGGCAACCCACUCCAGUGUUCUUGCCUGGGAAAUCCCAUGGACAGAGGCGCCUGGCGGGCUACAGUCCACGGGGUCUCAGAGAGUUGGACACGACUGAGCACCUGAGCAACAACGAAGGAUUUCCUGCACAGCCUGGGCUGCCCCAGCGCCCUCAGAGACCACCUGCAGGUUACUUCCUCUGUGUGUCUGCAUAGGUGACAUUCGCAGAGCUGUCUUGACACUUUCCAUGUGACUCAUCUCUUGUUCUGUAGUUUGUAUAAACCUAUUGAGAAUGUAAAAUCCAGCAACUCAAUUAUGGUCACAACUGUAUGAAAGUUUAAGAACAUACAUCAGUUUUGUUAUAUAAUGGAAACUUAUGCUCAACUUAUGUUCAGUGAAAUGUAUAUAUUGUAGCUAACCCUUUAAUACAGAUAAAAUGAUAUAAUUUUCUUUAAUGGAUGUAAAACAAGGAGCAAGCCCCAGAAAAUGUUCCCCACUAUUAUAGUUGGCACUCAGUUUCCAACCAAUCAAAAUUCACUUGUCUUAUAUCUCACUCCCCCGGGAAUAUACUCUUUUAAAUGCCACUACUCUUUGAUUAGUCUGAAAGGAGAGUUUGCUGAUAAUCUUCUUAUCACCCAUUGAUUGUCCAAGGAAAACUUUAGCCCUGGUAAGAGGAUAAGGAUUUUUGUCUUCUAGAACACAUUUUAGGAAUCUAAUCCAAUUCCUUUAUAAAUCUUUUGGGGUAAAAAUUAUAUCACAAGUAUAUACUGCUCAUUUUUCUUGGCUACUAGAAGCAAAUUGGGCUCCCCCAAAUUUGGUAAAAUAUGCUGAAUACCUACCAAAAGUGCUGGAACAUCAGCUUAGGAAACUUUGCAUAAGAGUUAUUCACUUGGAAAUGAGAAUCUUUAAAGGCUUUAUAUUGACCCCAAAUCUCCUCCUGAGGACCACAUGUGUCUCAGAAUCCAGAAUUUUAAAAAAUUUAAAAAGCAUAAUAUUAAAAUGUUUAGUAGCACAGUAAUAAAAUUAUUAAUA